Molecule: messenger RNA, 483 nt
Organism: Bombyx mori (domestic silkworm)
Lineage: Eukaryota; Metazoa; Arthropoda; Insecta; Lepidoptera; Bombycidae
Product: chorion class high-cysteine HCA protein 12-like
Exons: 3
Coding region: 1-483 (160 amino acids)
Source: RefSeq, a predicted model, not a curated record
AUGAACGUCCGCAACCGCAUCCUCAACAGCAACCGCAGCCUCCACAGCCGCAUCUGCAUCCUCCACAACCUCCACAGCCUCCGCAGCAACCGCAGCCUCCACAGCCGCAUCCACAACCGCCGCAGCUUUGGCAUCAUGUUUACCUUCGCUAUUCUCCUUCUCUGCGCUCAGGGCUGUCUGAUUCAAACUGUGUACGGUCGGUGCUGUGGCUGUGGAUGCGGUAGUGGUUGCGGUUGCGGUUGCUAUGGCGGCGAGGGCGACGGUAAUGUGAACGUCUGCGGUGAGCUGCCCGUGUGUGGUGAAACCUGUGUCUGUGGUCGCGUGCCCAUCUGCGGUAGUGUUUGCUACGGGGGUCCUGCCUGUGCUAGUGGUUGUGUCUCUAUCUGCGGACGUUGCUGCGGAUGUGGAUGCGGCGGUGGAUGCGGAUGCGGCUGUGGAGGCUGUGGAGGCUGCGGAUGCGGACGUAGAUGUUGUUGCUGCUAA